Molecule: messenger RNA, 1509 nt
Organism: Striga hermonthica
Lineage: Eukaryota; Viridiplantae; Streptophyta; Magnoliopsida; Lamiales; Orobanchaceae
Source: the annotation of a GenBank genome assembly
AUGGCUCAUACCUUGGUCAAUUAUCCAUUGGGAAAGUCACCAAAUGAUGAGGUGGAUCGUGAGCUAACAGAGCGAGACCUUAUGAUCCGAGAGCUCAAAAGCAACUUAUACGGAUCGAUCAAUCAGAUGAAAGAGUACUAUGAUAAUGGAAGACGAGAGCAGCGAUUCCAACUGGGUAAUUGGGUCUACAUGAAGCUUCGAUACUAUCGUCAACAGACAAUCUCUCUAAAGCCUUUAUUCAAAUUGAGAAGUUUCUACGGGCCAUAUCAAAUUGUAGAAGGUGUAGGUGAAGUGUCUUAUCGACUUGAUCUACCGAAUGAAGCUCAAAUUCACCCGGUAAUUCAUGUGUCCCAAUUGAAGAAGAGCUUGAAUGGAGGUCAAGGCGUUCAAAAUAGACUGUCGGUGGUGACUUUCGAAGGAACUAUGAUUGUUGACAUCGCUGCGACAAUCACAAACUCUCCUGCACCGCCACACACCAGAUACUUCCUCCUUCCCCUUCUUUAUAUAUACUCCACUACCGCCUGGUUUGAAUACCCCUCACGCGGCUUUUCACUUCAGUCGCUUCUGCAAAAAUCUACCGGCGAGAUGCAGAAGGAGAAAGCCUCAUUCGAAACCGCCGUCGCGCCGUCGCCGCGCUUCUCCCGGAGCAUCAAUUCGUUCCUCUCUCCUUCCUCUCCGGCUGAUUAUGAUUACCUGAACUCCGAUGCUGCCUUCUAUUCCUCGCUGUUGUUCCAGAGUUGCUCCCCGAGCUCGAUCUCCGACGGCGGCGGGGACUCCGAGCGCCGCCUCCGCGACUCCAGAUGCAUCCUCGAGUACCAGCAGCUCUACAACCGCUACACGCUGUGCCUCGCGCAGCUCCAGGACGCGAUCGAGGAGGCCGAUGCCCUCCGCCGCGAGAAUGACGAGCUCCGCCUCUCGAACGCCGAUCUCUCCCGCCGCCUCGCCCUGCUCUUCUCUCGCGAUCGGCUGCUGUCGGAGUUCAGCCGCCUCAAUCUCGCCUCCCCUCCGGCCGCUGCUCCGCCUACUCGCGCCGCUUCUCCUCAACUCAGAUCUAUGAUUACUGAUCCAAAUCGGUUCGAUCGGAAGAACACCGAGCGGGUCUCGCUUCCCAAGAGCAUUUCCGUGCGUUCCAAAGGCUAUCUGAAGCUGACUCGGCCGAAUCGCGACACGACUCGCCAGAAAUCACAGCAGCAGCAAAGGGUGUAUGUACCAGGGGCAAAAAAGGAAGAAGAAGCUCUAGAGCUCGACGUGUACAACCAAGGAAUGCUCAAAACCGAGCUGUGCAACAAGUGGCAGGAGACGGGGACAUGCCCGUAUGGGGACAACUGCCAAUUCGCGCAUGGUAUCAAUGAGCUGAGGCCGGUGAUCAGGCACCCGCGCUACAAGACCGAGGUCUGCCGCAUGGUACUCUCCGGAGACAUCUGCCCGUACGGCCACCGCUGCCACUUCCGCCACUCUCUCACUGAGGAGGAGCGCCUCACGCUCAUGGUGGCACAGCCACCUCGUUGA